Molecule: messenger RNA, 987 nt
Organism: Dibothriocephalus latus
Lineage: Eukaryota; Metazoa; Platyhelminthes; Cestoda; Diphyllobothriidea; Diphyllobothriidae
Source: the annotation of a GenBank genome assembly
AUGUGUAUGCCUGACAAAUUGCUCAAUUACAAAGACGCUCGAGAGGUGUUCGACACAGCACUUGCUGACUACCCAGGAAACAAUGAGCUCCUGUUCGCCCUCGCGAAUCUCCUUGUCGAUAUUGGAGCUAAAAAUCCCAGAAGGUAUGGACAGAAGGAAUUAAAAGAGGCGGCUGAGUUUUAUCUUCGAGUCAUCUCUUCAGAACCCGGAAACCUUGCAGCGCAGGUGGGACUAGCCAAGUGUCAACAACACUCCAACGCCGAGUUUACUUCACGGAUGGCUACAGCCUACGAGGCGCGCGCAGCAGUCAACUUUCAGAUGCGACGCAGCAGUGCUGCCAUGUGUGAUAUUAAUACCGCGCUGGACCUCUUUCCGCAGUGGCCCGAAGCACUGACUAACCGCGGAAUUUUGCAUCACCUGCAAGGAAACUUGAACGCUGCCCGACAAGACUUUUUAAGGGCUUUGGAACUCGACCCGCAGAAUAUUCUCAGUCGCCUAAAUUACGGCAUACUACAACUGCAUACAGGCCGUGUUCAAAAGGCUUUCAACUGCCUGUCCGUGGAACAUGUCCCGCGUGGCCUCUCCUAUCCGGAGCUGUUCCUCACCCGAGCACUUUGUUCCGCCCUGCUGGGUAAAUGCGAGGCAGCUCUGUCCGACAUCAAGGCUGCCGAUGAAAUCAUUCCAACGCUACCGAGUACUGGCGAGUUAAAAGCCUGGAUUCUUGUGCACAAUGUGAAAGCCGUGGUAUUCAGUACGCAAAAGCGCUGGGCAGAAGCGGAAUGCGAGUACUCAACACACUUGAAGGCUACUCCACUCGAUGCGAUCGUGUUUCAGGCGCGUGCGGAUACACGGUUGAAAAUGUGGCAGGACGGCCUUCUUCCUGAUUAUUCAAUGGCUCUGCACGACUAUCACGCAGCGAUCCUCCUUGCUGGUGGCGACCUAUACGAUCUCCAACGAGGAGCUCUCACCCGAUCAAUUGCUACAUAA